Gloeophyllum trabeum ATCC 11539 is the source of this 468-nucleotide messenger RNA. RefSeq lists its product as uncharacterized. Bases 1 to 468 code for a protein of 155 amino acids. The transcript is spliced from 4 exons. NCBI's taxonomy places the organism in Eukaryota, Fungi, Basidiomycota, Agaricomycetes, Gloeophyllales, Gloeophyllaceae. The record is from RefSeq and is a predicted model, not a curated record.
AUGCGCUUCACGCUCGCCUUUGUCGCCCUCUCUGCCCUCACGGCCGUGUCCGCCUCGCACGUCUCCGUCUUCCGCCGCCAGUCGCUGCCCACGUGCGCACAGACCUGCCUCGCCAACGCCGACACGGGCAACUGCGGCACGGACGACACCUGCCUGUGCAAGAGCCAGGCGUUCAUCAGCAGCACCACGUCGUGCAUCGAGUCGACCUGCCAGGGCAGCGACCUCGCCGCCGCCGAGUCCGCCGCGCAACAGCUGUGCGCCGCCGUUGGCGUCACCCUGACGGCAUCGUCGGCGUCCGCGACCGCGCCCUCGGGCAGCGCUACCUCCCCGUCCAGCACGGGCUCUGCUUCGGGCUCCUCGACGAGCUCGGCUGCCCCUUCGCAAACGUCAGCCAACGGUGCCCGCGCGAACGGUGCCAACAUGGUCGCCGGCCUCGCCGCCGUCGGUCUCGCUGCCCUCGCUCUGUAA